CGUUCGAAUACAGUCCAUUCUUUUGUUUUUAUUUCCAUCCCUGCUUGCGUUUGCUUACUCGCUCCACGAACAAGCACAUCCCUGCUUCGAAUUCAACAAGGAAGACACACACAAAACAAACAAACACACACACACACACACACACAAAAAAAUCAAACAACCGUCUCGGCAAUGUUGCUAAACAAUGAUCACGCAGACGGGAUGGUUGGCGACAGCACCUUGUCCGCUGGAGGCAACCACCCGCCGGCAGCACCAAGUCUGAGUUUUGCCGCCACCACCUCCUCGAUUUUGACUCGCACCGAUCCGCCCUCCACUUGUGAUCCUUGCGGCAUGUCGGCACUGGCGCCAUCGAACGCUCGUGUUUCGGCCUCAGCUCCUCUCCAAAAGCAACAUGCGUUCGACGCGACGAACUUUGCCGAACAAAAUGCCAAAGAAGAGGCAGAAGACGACAACGACAAAGAGGAAAACGAAGCCGGUUCUGGCAUGGACCCAGACUAUCGCCACGAUUCCAUGCCACCACGAUCCUCCGAUGCUGCUGCUGCUGCUGCUACUGCUGCGGCUCGACUCGACUCGACUGCAGCUGCAUCCAAUGUCGCACCCACCACGUCGUCGCGACGUGGGAAUGAGGGUGAGGGCGUGGUCGCCCGCGGUGCUGGUGGUGGUUUGGCAUGCACGCCUACGUCCCUCGAGAAUGGCCCGAGAAGAAUGGCAUCAUCGGCUACUACUUCCUCCGAUUCCAACGUCUCAUCGGCGGCCGUGCCCAGCAGCACACGCAGCAGCUCCAACACGAAGGAUGUGGCUCGUCGCAUUCGCCCAGUCAGCGUGCACGGCAGCAACCCCGCCCACGCGUGCACCGCACCCGGCCAAGAUCAACGCCGCAGCUGGCCUUUGGCAAUUGGCGACGACGCCGAUGAGAACAACAUUCCCGUGCCAGACCACUCGUCUUUUUCCAACACGCCCAUCUCCACAACGCGGGCUGCAACUACGGGGCCCGGAAUGACCGGCAUGGCUCGAGCACGCGUGCAGGGCGGCGUGGCCGCUGUCGAGGGAGAACUCGAACGGAUGCAGCUCGUCGCUGAAGAUGAACGCCUCGUCACCGCAUCUGCUGCAAUCAGCAACCGAGCUACGGCAAGUGCUGGAAUGUCACACUCCACCACCAGUGCGAAAGCAACAGCUGCACAGCUGUCGGACACCAAGAUGACCAACCGUCGCUCCUCAGGUCCUCCCGACGCCGAGGAGGAGGCAGCAGAGCCCAACCCCAGUCAAGCAUUGCGUCCUGGUCCCGACCCAGCUUCACUGACUCUUUCCAUCGAAGAAUGGCGACGCGAGUUCCCAGACCUUGCGCUCAUUCUGGAGCAGAUGGCGCCCCGGUUUGCGGCCACAUCGCGCCUCGGCGCUGGAGCAUUUGGGCAAGUGCUCGAGGCGCUGUGGCAUAUUCCGAAAUGGGACGCCAAGACGGUUGCAGCCAUUUCUGCUGGAACCAGCGUCGCGACGGCCAGCACCGCCACCGACGCGCUGGUUGAGACCUGGGAGUGCCCAGAUCGCGUUUCAGCGUGCGGCAUGCACCUGAGCGUGGCGCUCAAGAUUGACACCCUCGGCACGGGCAAACGCCCUGGCACGGGGAUGGCUCCUGGGAUGGGCAACCAGUCGCUGCGUCACGAAGUGUCCGUGUACAAACGCCUGAAGGGCCUGUCGUGCAUUCCCAAACUGUACGGCCAUGGUCACGUCGAUCUGACCCUGCCAACUCGCUCUUCGCAUGCAUUCAUGGUCCUGGAGCUGCUCGGAAUCAAUCUCCGUGACAUUCGCCACACUGCUCCAGACCGCCGCCUUCCCAUCCCGCAGGCCGCCGGCUAUGGGCUGCAGAUGCUCUCUGCCAUCGAAGAGGUGCACUCGCGCGGGGUGCUUCACCGUGACAUCAAGCCAUCCAACUUUGCCUUUGCGCGCUCGACCAAGCCUGGAGUGCAGGGUGCACAAGUGAUCUUGUUUGACUUUGGCAUUGCCAAGGUGUACCUUGAUCCGGAAACUGGGCGCCACAACGAAAUGCGCGAUCAAGCUCCCUUCCGUGGCACGCGGCGGUACGCGUCCGUUCAUGCGCACAUGCAACAGGACCUCGGUCGACGUGACGAUCUGUGGUCAUUGCUGUAUGUGCUGAUUGAGCUCAUCGCUGGCGAAUUGCCGUGGAAGAACGUUGAAGACCGCGACGCAGUUGGCAAAAUGAAAGUCGAAACUCUGCUGCUCGAGGAUGGCGACGCAACAACAACAGUCAGCACUGGGACUGACGACGAGGACGACGAGGACGCCGAGCACGGCACCAGCCAUGGCACGUCCAAAGCAACCCGACAUUCCCACCACAAUGUGCAUGCCCCGCUCCAUUCUCGUUACUCACCCAACGAUCUUUGCUCUGCCCGGUCGCACAUGGAAAUGCUGGCUGCGCAAGUGGCCGCUUCGGUGAAUCGUGCGCCCCGUCGCACAGUGUCCGACUUGCACUGCAACGAUUGCGGCGGCGUGCGCACGGCGGGCUCAUCCACUGCCAUGGACUUGCCGACCACAACGAUGCCCCGCCGAAGCAGCUAUGGUUCAAUCGAUCUUGGCAUGGUCGAGGGCGGUUUCACGACCCAUCCCGACGGCGCGACAGGAAGUGUUUCGGUGACAACUGCAGAAGCCGCCGACGCUGUUGUUGCAGCCUCUGUGGGCGACUCGAGGGCUCCAGGUUCUCGCAAUUCGAUCAGCCUGCAUCCGUCAACUGCCAGCUAUGUUGCAACUGGCUGCCGCAGGCGUCGCCUGUGUGUUGGGCUUCCAAUCGAGCUGACGCUGUUUGCUGAGCAUCUUUUGCAACUCAACUUUGAAGAUGCUCCCGACUAUCGCCACUUGGAGCAGCUGCUGGAGUCCAUGCAAGGCGAUCACUCGGUUCCCGGCAACUUCUCUCCGGUGCCGUCCGUCAACCCCUGUUCGUGCCGCCCAGAAAUGAUUGCGGGGUCGAGCCAAAGACCGUCACCCGCCAGCAUUGUCUCUCGUUAAAACGUCACAGAGACCCGUGUGUGGAGGUUCCAGACACCAGGCCACAACAACAACAACGGGCGCACAUCCACUCCCAAUCAUCACCACGGAAACGAGCAGGUCAACAAAAAGGCUGGAUUCUUUGGUGAUGAGUAUUGUUUGAUGUUUGUUUUUCUGUCUCUCCCCCCUUCUCUCGAUUUUCCUUGGCUUUCUUUUGUCUCGACUUUAGUCAGUUUUGCAUUCGACGCACUGCAACACUUUUUCUUUUUGAAAUGUCUUUCUUUUCCUGCAUGGAGUUCGUUGCGUUCUUUGCUUGCUUUCAAAUCUGCAGAUCUUCUCGCUGGGCUUGCCGCAUGGCGUUCGUUUGCAACUUGUGUGUGUGUUUCGUUUAUCGUGACAAUGUGCAAAAAGUAAAUCUUGAUCGGUUCAACGAAGCUUGUGCAACGCGGUUGG
Messenger RNA from Capsaspora owczarzaki ATCC 30864, 3450 nucleotides. Its product is annotated as casein kinase. Gene Ontology annotation, cellular component: cytoplasm; nucleus. The transcript has a single exon. NCBI's taxonomy places the organism in Eukaryota, Filasterea, Ministeriida, Capsasporidae. The record is from RefSeq and is a predicted model, not a curated record. Gene Ontology annotation, biological process: signal transduction; peptidyl-serine phosphorylation. Gene Ontology annotation, molecular function: ATP binding; protein serine/threonine kinase activity. The coding region runs from base 172 to 3018 and encodes 948 amino acids.